AUGACUAUCGAAAACGAGAGUAAGAUGGAGCUACCUCGUAUUGAGCAUGACAUCAGGCAUAUCACCAACUCCAUGUCUGACGAAGACUUCGAGAAAAUAUGGCAGAUGUGGCAAACGAUAUUCCCAAAAUGGCCGAUUGAACGACAGCGAAUGGAAAUCCUUCUACGUCAAGUUCCCGUUCCCGGUCAACAUUACAUCCACGAAAAAGGAUUCUGUCUAUCUUUUCUUGCCGAUGGAGCGCAAGGCAAAAUAGCUGCCGUUGGUGUGUUGCGAGAAUACCGAGGCAAAGGACUUGGUACUGCCUUCAUAAAAAAGGCACAAGAUGGAUUGAGAAUCGCGGCUCGUGCUAAUGGAGAAGGAGAAUUAAAAUCUUUGGAAAUUGGAUCUCAGACCCCUAGAUUCUGGCCGCAGGUACCGAUGGACUUCCCAUCAGAAGUGAAGGAUUUCUUUCUCCGUCGAGGGUUCCACAAGUCCACAAAACCAAUAAUUCGGGAUUUUUACAAAGAUAUCCGCGGCGAUGUUGCACCACCCAAAGUCUUAGAGAGAGUCUCCAAGAUGAACUUCAGGUUCUCUCCCUGGUCGCCAGAAUUAUACGAAGAAUGCAUAACCAAGCAACGAGCUACUUUUAGCUGGUUCAAAGGGUACGAAGUCUUGGCAGCCUACAAUCAACACCAUGAAGUAAUGGUAGCCUUCGAUCCUGACACCAACACGCAAAUCGGAUGGACACUGAUGUGUUCCCACUCUGCAAUUCUCACCAAUAUAUAUGCAUUUAUGCCAUUGAUGCCAUCGAAAGAGAAAACGGGUCUAAUUGCUGCCGUUGGUGUGGACGAGAGCGCAAGAGGAAAAGGGGUUGGGUUGGCACUGAUGGUAAAGGCGAUAGAGAACAUGCGGGAGAGGGGUAUUGAGGGCGUGUUCAUUGAUUCAGUUGUAAUUCAGGGCUUCUAUGAACGGCUGGGAUUCAAACCUUGUUGGGAGUAUGAAAGCUUUGUUUGGCCGUCGUAA
Molecule: messenger RNA, 1002 nt
Organism: Talaromyces proteolyticus
Lineage: Eukaryota; Fungi; Ascomycota; Eurotiomycetes; Eurotiales; Trichocomaceae
Product: acyl-CoA N-acyltransferase
Exons: 3
Coding region: 1-1002 (333 amino acids)
Molecular function (GO): acyltransferase activity, transferring groups other than amino-acyl groups
Source: RefSeq, a predicted model, not a curated record